Molecule: messenger RNA, 2331 nt
Organism: Meloidogyne enterolobii
Lineage: Eukaryota; Metazoa; Nematoda; Chromadorea; Rhabditida; Meloidogynidae
Source: the annotation of a GenBank genome assembly
AUGUAUGCUGAAUGUCAACUUGAAAGUAUUCAACAUAUUCAUGCUUUACGUACUGAAUUAGAAAAUUCUUUAAUUUCUGAUGAUUCUCCUAUUGAUUCUGAACGGCGACAGCCACAACAACUUCGUCAAUUAAGAACUGUAUUUCGGUCUGAUGAGGCUGUACAUAUUCAAUUUUCGGGUCCAAUAAUUGAGGAGGAGCAACAACAGACCUCUCAUCAUCACCAACAAAAUAUUCGCCCACCAUCUUCUUCAAGAUUUACUGUUUCUCCAACCCCACCAAAUGCUUUGCCUUCAUUUGCUUCAAGUAUUGAAAAUAGAAAACAAGCAUUGCAUGUAUUAAUUGCUAAACCAAUAUUUGAAGGAGAAGGCAAAAAAGAAGUUGUGGACGUAAAGAACAAAAAAAUUCCAACUCCAAAUUCAAUUUUUGUUCCACCACCCCCGCAAACAUCACAACAAUCAUCAACAUCAGCAUCGUCACCAGCAUCUUCAAUUGACUCGGGCGUAGCUUCUCCAGGUUCUUGUGCUGAUGAAUUUUUACUUUUUGGUGGUGGGACUAAUGGCCUAUUUUGCCAACUCAAUCGACAACAUAGAAAUUCUUUACCAAAUCCUUUGGGUCCUUUUGAAUCCCAAACACUUCCCAAGGCUAGAGGAGGACGUGUUUUUAAUUUUACUACAACGACAACAACAAAUAAAUGUGAUGGUGGAGGAUUUUCUUCUUUAAUUGAGGCUUUGUCUUUACUGCCAGGUGCUCAUAUAAAUGAAGAAGGAGAGUGUAAAACAAAUAGAGGAAAGGGAGGAGAUGUCAACAACAAACCUUUUGAGUUGCAAAAUCCUCCGAUUGGAAAGAGUUAUAAUCGACUGGAUCAGUCAUCAACAACAUCACUUUUACUACAAAAAUUUAACUCUGGAAUUGGAGAAAAAAGAAAAGGAGAAGGUGAUGGUUUACCUCCACGUUCAGCAACAAUGCCUCCUUUAAAAAGCAUUUUAAAAAAGAAGCAACAAUCGUCAAUUGGUGCUUCAAAUCCUUCAUUAACGACAACAAUGCCAUCACCUUUGGGUUAUUCAAAUCAGAGGAAAGGAGGAAUGUUUUCGAGAUUUGUUCCAUUCCGUUCAAUUUCUGAAGACCAUCAAGAUGAACAACGUCAACGAUCACCACCUUUGUACAAAUAUAAUUUAUUUUCAAACAGCAACAAAACCAAUAAUGUUUCUUCUUCUCCAACAGACUUUUCUACCUCAACAUCCUCUUCUAAUGGAACUAUUGAAGAAGAAGAAAUAGACAGUGGAAUUGCUGAUUGUUUUUACUGCUCUUCUGGCAAUAUUAAUAAAAAUGAAAUAAAUCAACAACAACAAAAACAGCAAAAGCGUGUUUCAUUUUCUGAACAAGUACAAGCAAGAGUUUAUCGUUCAACUUCUUCUAUUCUUGGUCAACGAAAGAAAAAUGAAAAGAAAGCGCGUAGUCGUGCAACUCGUCGUUGUAAUUCUGAUGAAUCGGAGACAACAACAUCAACAAAUUCUUUUGAUGUAGCAACUAAUGAUGAAUUUAAACGGUCUUACUUGGGCAUUUAUAAAGACAAUUUAUCAACUAAUAAUAGUGGAAUUGUUUGUAAAUCUAUGGCUUCAUCUACUAGUGAUGGUAGUACUAAUGGUGCUAAUAGUGGAGGAGGAAUGUCUGUGCUAGCUCAAUAGGGAAAAAUUUUUUUGUUAGAAGAAAAGUAUAGAGGUUUUUUUGUUUAGUUUUUUGGGUAAAUAAAAACCUCCCGAAUAUAUAUUUAAUUCUUAGUUUUAGUCAAAAAAUAUUUAAGUUAUUUAUACGAGUUUAAUUUUUAUCAUUAAAAAUAUUUUUUAAUUGAUGAGAAAGCAUCUCUCUCUUUUAUCUAUUUGAAGAUGUAAUAUGUGACCUCUAGGAAAAUGAACAGUGGUAGAGGGAUAAAUGAGAUUUGUAACUAGUUGUAAGGUUCUUAGGUUCGGUUCCAAAUAUCCAAAAAAUUAUUUUCGGUUGCGUCCCAAAUAUUCGAAAAUUUUCCAGGAACCGAUAACUCUAAAUACCACUGUUAAUUCAACAUCUAAAAAUAUUCCCCAUCUUUGUUUUUAAUUUCCUGGUACUCUCCACAAAAUUUUAGUUUUUUUGUUGCAUUCUCUAUCAAUCUCUAUCUAUUAAUUAUUUUUAAUUUUAUUUUUAAUUUAUUUAGUGAUUGAUUUGUUUUUCCUGUUCGCAAAAGAAAAAUUUUUUCUAAAAGAAAAUUCCCUUUUUUAUUUAAAUAUUUAUAAGCAUAUAUUUUAAAAAUAUAUAGUUCAAUCAAUUGACCUCUUUGAUUUAUUUUUGAGUUGAAU